AAUCCGACCACAACCUAUCUCUCCAUCUUAGAUGCCACAGUGGCUAACCACGCCCGCACGGCAGCAAUCUGGGUCUACAGGCCUCACGAGGAGCUGUCUCUGAAACGACUCAUCUUGUCCCUCCGAGAGACACUCAAGCUCUAUCCGCAUUUUAGCGGAGAGCUAGGGUUCGUAGAGGACGUCGAUUCACGGGACCAUGCUCGCCGCUUCCGCCGCCUGCAAGUGAAAUAUGGGUUCCCUACCGAUCCCGGUGUUGAGGCUAUUGUCGCCAAGUCAGAACAAGCUCUGUCCUCCAUACUUCCCGCCCCGGGAUGGCAGGACGUAUGGGACGCGAGUCAGCUGCCGGUGGAGGCGUUUAUCCCGACUGUUCCCUUGCCCCCAAGCGUAACGGGACAACCUGCCAUGUACGUGCAACUAACGACCUUUCCAGACGCACUCGCCGUCGGAGUGCAGCUCGCACACGGCAUUGCCGACGCGCACACGCUUGGUCAGUUCAUGCAUAACUGGUCCCGUAUUCACCGACGACUGCCCAUCGCGGUCUCACCUCUAUUCAAUCCCGCCCUGUUGGACAGAGCUGCCGCAGGGGACAUCGACGACGAGCGGCCUGACGGCACCCUCCUGAAAGCGUCCCUAGAACUUCCUAUGCGCCGAUACGAUUACUGGGCAUCUGCAGACGGGUGUCCCGCUUACAUGGCGAGCGCCACCCGCGUACCGGAGGAACUCGACGCGCAGACGAUCAUGCCGCUUGGCACCCCUGCGCCCUGGCGGGAAUGGGAUCCCACUGCCCUGGUAGGGCAGACGAUUCUGCACUUCACUGCCGACGAGGUCCAUCGCAUCUGGCUGGAGGCGACCUCCCAAUCUUCGAGCAUGCGGCUCAGCCACUUAGAUACACUUAUCGCAUUGCUCUGGGUCCUCAUUAACAGAGCACGCGGCCUCUCCUCCUCCGAACAUCCCGUAUACCUCAUCAACACCCUCGGCAUGCGGGGCCGCCUCGUCCCCGACAACUUCGUCGGCUCACCUCUGAUCCUAGGUAGCGCAACCGCACUCGGACGAGACGCAUCCUCGAUAGAGAACCUCUCGCAAGUCGCAGAAUCCAUCCGCGCCGUUGUCAACCGCUUCACACCGGAAGCUAUCGGGGCCCUGUUGCAUGACAUGGCGUUCGAUGACAUGCCGCAGCGGAUCUGGCACGCCUUCCUGGGAAAACAGCAUCUCAUUCUCACUUCCUGGUUGCGCAUAGGCAUCUACGACGUCCAGUUCGUCGAGGGCGAGAAUCCCAAGUUCGCAACGUCGGUGAUGCCAGUGGUGGAUGGUGUCAUACAGAUCCUGGAGGCAGGG
Gloeophyllum trabeum ATCC 11539 is the source of this 1335-nucleotide messenger RNA. RefSeq lists its product as uncharacterized. The record is from RefSeq and is a predicted model, not a curated record. The annotation marks the transcript as partial. Gene Ontology annotation, molecular function: acyltransferase activity, transferring groups other than amino-acyl groups. Lineage: Eukaryota; Fungi; Basidiomycota; Agaricomycetes; Gloeophyllales; Gloeophyllaceae. Gene Ontology annotation, biological process: secondary metabolite biosynthetic process. The transcript has a single exon.